AUGGCUGGUGUCCAGGCUAAAAAGUAAGUAUAUUUUACUUUUGUCCUAUUGAUAAUGUCAUUUUCUAGGAGAAAAACGAGUACUUUGGAAGUUAUGUGUCGCAUUAGACCAUAUGAUGGUGAUCAUCCUUCAGUUGCAAUCAUAGAUGAGGAAAAGGUCAGAUUAGUUCCUCCGCCGGACGCUCCGCUGAACAGACAUGGGGAACCGAGGGUGAGUUUAUAUAUGUUUUAUGUGCUGUCUGAUUUCCUUGGAUGAGCAAAACAAAUAACCAUUACGGUUUCUUGUAUUCACAGUUGUACAGCCGCUUUUUUCAGACAGAGAGUGUCUACAAAUUUGCCCAUGUCUUCGAACCUUAUGAAUCCCAAAGGGCCGUCUUCGAACAAUCUGCUCUGGAUUUUGUGGAGAAUCUUGUGAACGGACAGAACUCCCUUCUCUUCACUUAUGGUGUCACUGGCAGUGGAAAGACCUUUACAAUGACAGGAACAGGAGUUGGAGAUAAUUCUGGCAUUAUCCCCAGAUCAGUCGAUGUUCUCUUCAAUUCCAUCAAAAAUCAGGCAGAUAAAUGUGUUUUUGCUCCGAAUGGAAGGAACGGAUUUUAUGUUAGAGCUCCAGAAGAGGCAUGGCUUGCCAGAGAACACUAUCCCGCCGAAUAUUCAAUAUCGGAAAGGAUUAUUGAAUCCAAAAAAGUGAGUAUUUUGUGUAAUUUUUGACCUCUUUUAGGUAUACGGAUUUAGAAAUGAUAUGAUGUGUAGUGUGUUUAUUUCCUACGUCGAAAUCUACAAUGAUCAGUGUUAUGAUUUGUUCGAUAGUGCCUUGGGACAAAACAGACUCAAUAUGACCAAAAAUAUACGGAGUGAUGCUAAUGGAGUUAAUUAUGUGGAGAAAGUAGUGGAAGUGGAGGUCACGUCAAGUGAUGAAGUCCUGGAAGAGUAUUUGAAGGGUAUGUUGGUCAUCUGUGAGCAUAUAAUUGUCAUUGUUUUUAGCACAAGAACGUCGUAGCUUUGCCAAAACUGUGCUAAAUGACAACAGCAGCAGGUCCCACUCCGUCUUCACCAUCAAGUUGGUUCAGGCUCCCAUAGAUGAGUCGCUUACAGAUACCACUCAUCCAGUUUCUGAUGAGUCAAAGGUAAAAAUAAUUUAGAAUUUAUUAAUCGUAGUGAAUGUUUUUUUUAAUUUUAUGUUGUUUGCAGAUUGUUGUUUCGCAACUCUCUUUGGUUGACUUGGCUGGUUCAGAGAGAUCAAAGAGGACAGAAAACCAAGGUCAGCGACUGGUCGAAGCCGGGAAAAUCAACCAAAGUCUUCUUGUUCUGAGAAGAUGCUUCGAACAAUUGAGGUACCUUUUUGUUUAAUUUUUGUGUGUCCUUUGUUUUUCUAGUGUAAAAUAAUAGUCAUUGCUAUUGAUUUAUUUUCAGAGAAAAUCAAAAGCGUCCAGGGAACCCCCAGCCAGUGAAUUAUCGAGAUCAAAAGCUUACUUAUCUAUUUAAGAGCUAUUUCGAAGGAAAUGGAAGGAUACGGAUGAUAGUUUGUGUCAACCCGAGGCCGAAGGACUACGAAGAAAACAUUGUAAGUGUGGUUGUAAUAGUUUAAUUCAAAAUAUUUUUUUGUUGACACUUUACAAUGUUUUUUUUCAGUUUGUAAUGAGUUUCGCCGAAUUGGCCCAGGAUGUCGAUAUCCCAGAAUCUGCUACUCCCGUCCCAUUAUUAUUGGAUAUGACUAAUCAGAGAUACAGUAGACGGGAAGUUAACAAAUGGUAUAUGGAACUGGACACACGAUUGGCCCAGAUCUCAUCCAGAAUGGACAUCUUCAAGAAGCCCCCACCAAUUCAAUUAAGAGAUAUGGAUGACGAAGACAGUAUUAUCAGACUCAGAGAGUAUUAUACUGAGGCUGAGAGAACUCGGUCUGGGCAGAUUUCGGUAUUGAAAACAAAUGGUAAGGGAUUUGUCAUGGAUGAUAUAAAUUAAAUUAGAAGCCGAUUUGAAGAAGAUUAUGUUGGAAAGAUUGUGCUCGGCUGAUUUGGAUCGAAGGCUGGUUGAUGAAAGAGAACAGGAGAUCGACGAACUCAGGGAAUGUAACUCUAGCAUCAGCAAAGAGAGAAACCGUUUGAGGGUACGAUCACUUUUGCACCUGUUUUUAUUUUUAUUUACGGUCUGAAGCGUGACUUCAAUCUGCUAUUAAUUUCAGAGGGAAGUUAACAAACUUCAAGUUAAAUUGUCUAAAUACGAGAGCGAAUUCCUGAAUCAGCGAAGAAGAGAUGAAGAUGAAAGAAGACGACAGAUGGAACAGAAUGAGGCCUUGAUGAAACAAAGAGAGACCAUGAAGACGAUCGUUGCUGGCCUAAAUGUCCCUCCAUCAGCCCCUUCAUCCUCGGGUGGUCGAGUCGCUGCUUUGACAACGAUGUUUUCAUCAGAACAAGAGAAUCGACCUCCAGUUCCAUCGAAAACAAAACAAUAUGUGAGAGGACCUGGUGGGCAAUACAAUCCAGCCAAUGCUUUGGUGAAUCGGGGACGAGGAGUGGCCAAUAUUCGGUAUGGAAAAGCCCAGAGAAGAUCGCGAAGUUUGGGAGUUGGCGGCCGAGUUCUUAACCAUCAACCUCUGAACAAGAUUCCCACAGGAACAGUUUUCCAGGCAGAGUUUCCCAACAACACAAAACACACGACCAAAGUGAAGCCUCAGGACUUGAAAGGAUGCACGGAUUAUGUGAUUACUAACCAGAAUGUAGACGACGGUGGGAAUCUGUGUACGCAACACUUCAAGGCAAGUCUUGUGAGGAUGUUAUUUCACUCGUGAACUUUGUUUUUUGUAUUUCCGACAUGCGAUUAUUUUAACUCAUUUCAGGGAGAUAUUGUACCCACCGCCGCGGGAGGGCAUGCUGUAAUGUUCAGGGAUGUGGAAAGACUCACUCAAGAGAGCCCCUGA
Messenger RNA from Bursaphelenchus xylophilus (pine wood nematode), 2916 nucleotides. The record is from the annotation of a GenBank genome assembly. Lineage: Eukaryota; Metazoa; Nematoda; Chromadorea; Rhabditida; Aphelenchoididae.